AUAACAUCUUAUAUUUUCAUACGGAUAUUGGAGUACUAUUUUUAAGAUUUUCCAAAUUAAAACCCUUAUGUAUCUUAAUAGCAAAGCGAUAUUGACAUAGUUUACAGAAUUUGUGGUUGAUAUCUAGAAAAUUUUAGGGGUGUUUUUUUAUUAUAGGAAUCAAAUAAUCAGGACACGACAUGUUGAAGUAUUCAUAAUUAAGAGGCUCUUUAUCUUGAAUGUUCCCACGCUAAAACUCCUCAAAAGCGCUCUCGUUGAACAUUUCUGGUGCGAUGUUGUCUGGUCUCGGACUAGCGGCAUUAACCAAGUUGACAAAUGACAAUGUACCAAGACACGGAGCAUGAUGGAGCAAAAAAGAUUGACGGUGGAAAAAAUAUUGUUGUGGCCAUGGUAAAUCUUAACCAUUUGAUUGUAAUCAAAAGAAUUGGAUAUCUGUGGCCACUAACGACUAACUUGAGAUAUCAGAAUCCCAUGAUGUAUGAGCAAAUGUGACCAUACAUCAUUAUUUAUAGUAUAUAGACAACUUUGAAUACAUUAAGUGAACCAAAACCUUUUAUGUUGCGGACAAGUUUAGGUUGUGGAUUUUUUUGCUAUAUUCUCGCUCGGUUUAAUUUCGUUAGCAAAUAUAUAUUGCAUAGUUAAAGGACACAUUUUAAAGAAAACUAAACUAUAGAAAACCUAAACAAAGAUCAUCACACAAAAUGAUUAUAGUAUACUUCGGGAGAUCAAUCUUGAGAUAUAUAUUUAGAUUUUCCCAAAAUGAAUAUGACCAGUAAAAUAGAGGAUAAUCCUUGAUUAUCUGAAUCCUCUCUAUCUCUUCUUCUCAAAUUCAACAUUUGUCUCUUCUCUACUUUACAAAACGUAAAAAGAAAAAAUAGAAACCCACCAAAAAAAUAUAACAAAACCCAUCUUCAGAUAUUGGAUUGUUUUCCUUGUCUUCCAAACUUCUUGGAACGUCAUAAAGACAAAAAGGGUACUGAUCAGAUAUGGGAACAUAUAAAGCUGAAGACGAUUACGAUUACCUCUUCAAGGUUGUCUUAACGGGAGAUUCCGGUGUCGGGAAAUCAAAUCUGCUAUCCCGAUUCACCAGAAACGAUUUUAGCCACGACUCACGCUCGACCAUCGGUGUUGAGUUUGCCACACGUAGCAUCCAAGUGGACGACAAGAUUGUCAAAGCUCAGAUAUGGGACACUGCCGGCCAAGAAAGGUAUCGAGCCAUCACGAGCGCUUAUUACCGAGGAGCCGUUGGUGCGUUACUAGUCUACGACGUGACACGGCACGUGACAUUCGAGAACGUUGAGAGAUGGCUAAAGGAGCUAAGAGACCACACGGACGCAAACACUGUGAUAAUGCUCGUAGGUAACAAAGCUGAUUUGAAUCACCUUCGAGCCAUCUCUACGGAAGAAGUGAAAGAUUUUGCAGAGAGAGAGAACACUUUCUUCAUGGAGACUUCAGCACUCGAAGCUAUAAAUGUAGAAAACGCUUUCACAGAGGUUCUUACUCAGAUUUACAGAGUCGUUAGCAAGAAGGCUCUUGAUGCUGGAGAUGAUCCUACCACUGCUUUGCCUAAAGGACAGAUGAUUAAUGUAGGAAGCAGAGAUGAUGUUUCAGCCGUCAAGAAAUCGGGUUGCUGCGCGACAUAGCAGAAAUGAGCUUUUCCUAUUUUUUUUUUUCUUUCUCUCUUUUGGUGUCAUGGAAAUUUUACAAGAUUGAAUCACAUGUAAAAAAUAACUGAAAACGGUGCAAUCAUGUAACUUGAAUACAGAACUGUUUUAGCAUAGAACCUGAUUGAGAGAAGAUCCAUGGCCCAAAACUCACAGGCCCAUAUAACUCCACUAUCUUUUUUUUUGUUUACUUAUUUAAUUGAUUCCGAAACAAAAAAAUAGUCUCAAGAAAUUAAAAAAAAAAGGAUAAUGAAGAUAUUUUCUUCCUCGGCCGUAUGCUUAAAAGGCCCACGAGAGCUUCUGAAUACAGACAACGACAGGUCUAAUCCAUUUUGGUAAAGUAUGACUUAGAUAGACCCCAUUAUCUUCACAUCGAUUUGUCACGUGUCUAUAGUAUACUACACCAACGCCGACGUGAAUCACGUCCGUAGGUCCCUAGAAAGCAGACCGACAUGAAGGAGAUAUUCAAUCAAUGUUUCAAAAGGAACUAAACCGUCCGGUACGCCGGUUCAACUGUGAUAUAGAGAAGCAUGUCUGAAAAUCAAUGGGCAAGAACGAAGGAAGUAUAUCGCCGGCCCAAGUAUACUUAAAGGCCCAGGCAACGAAAAUGUUUCGGAUCUAUAUUUUUUUCCCCUUUUUUCUUUCUGAUCGUUAUAACUUUCCACGUAAACUAUGCUACUAAUUUUUCUGUCACAAGUCGUCGAAACCAAAUUAACCCUAUAGGAAAAUGAGUAUUCUUACCAUUUAAAACACUCGUAAUAGUCAAUCAUGAUGAAAACUUAAAAGUACAUAUUAGGUUGUACCGAUACAUAACCGGGUUGUUAUAACCGGUUUAGCUUAUUCUUAUACUUUUAUAUAUACACACAUUGCACAGUCUUUGUCAAUUAAUGAGAAAUACAGUUUAUUUUAGCUCAAUCUUAAUAGUACACUAGAAAAAAAAAAUCGAAUAGUUCAUAUAGCACACGACACGAACACUCAAAUCCAGUGUAACUUAUAUAUAAAGAGAGGCCGACAUGAUAUUGUUUACGUAGUAGGAUACGAGGUAGUCGCUAAGAGCCUAAGAUUCGCUUAAUGAUAGAAUUUAGAACUUAAGAGUAUUAUAAGAU
This is a messenger RNA of Arabidopsis lyrata subsp. lyrata, 2770 nucleotides long. Its product is annotated as ras-related protein RABA1h. Gene Ontology annotation, cellular component: endosome. The transcript is spliced from 2 exons. The record is from RefSeq and is a predicted model, not a curated record. Gene Ontology annotation, molecular function: GTPase activity; GTP binding. Bases 987 to 1643 code for a protein of 218 amino acids. Lineage: Eukaryota; Viridiplantae; Streptophyta; Magnoliopsida; Brassicales; Brassicaceae.